AUGGCAGAUGAUGGUGUUUCCAACGGCAUCAACGAUCAGCAUGAGGAGCAAUCUGUGACGAAAAUCUCUGUGUUGGAGCGUGAGAGAGACAAACUGGUGAGUGAGAACAAUGAGAAGAAGGAGCAAAUCAAGAAGUUGACGGUGGAAAUUGAUGAAGUGAGGAGCAAGGGUGAGGAAAUGAGGGAGAAGAUUGAUGAGUUGCAGGCUGAAGUGGAGAGGUCGCAGGAUGAUGUGAAGGCUACGGAGGCUAUUGCGGCUAGGGCGGCGGAGCUUGAGACUCAAGUGGCUAGGCUUCAGCAUGAUAUGGUUUCGGAUUUGAGUGCUGGGGAAGAAUUGAAGAAGGAGUGUGAUGAAUUGAAGGCGGUUUUGAAAGAGAAGGAGUCUAGGGUUGAAGAUUUGGUAAAGGAAGUGGAGGGGUUGAAGAAGGUGAAAGCGGAGAGUGAGGUGAGGUUGAGGGAUUUAGAGAAGAGAAUUGGUGUUCUUGAGAUGAAGGAAAUCGAGGAGAGGAAUAAGAGGAUUAGGGUUGAAGAGGAGUUGAGGGAUACGAUUGGUGAGAAGGAUAAGGAAAUUGAGGGUUUUAGAAACAAGGUUGAGGAAUUGGAGAAGGUUGCUGGUGAGAAGAAACAUGAGUCAGGGGACUGGUCAAAGGAGAAACUGAGUUUGCAGAAGGCGCUCAAAGAAUCUGAGGAGAAAGCAAAGGGUUUUGAAUUGAAUAUUAUUCAAUUGCGUGAGGAAGCAGUGGAAACCGAGAAGAAGAUCAGAGCACUGAAUGAAAAAGCUGUUGAGAUAGUUGAUAGAGAUUUAAAUGGGAUACAGCGUGAAAGGAAUGAAGUUAAGUUGCAGUGGCCGAUUGUAGCAGCAGGAGCGGGAUCUACAGUGGCUGUUUUUGGGGCAGCAGCUUUGAUCUAUGUGUACUGCUCAAAACGGAGGUGA
This is a messenger RNA of Lathyrus sativus (Indian pea), 933 nucleotides long. The record is from the annotation of a GenBank genome assembly. NCBI's taxonomy places the organism in Eukaryota, Viridiplantae, Streptophyta, Magnoliopsida, Fabales, Fabaceae.